Seriola dumerili (greater amberjack) is the source of this 2349-nucleotide messenger RNA. RefSeq names its product family with sequence similarity 213 member B (gene prxl2b). NCBI's taxonomy places the organism in Eukaryota, Metazoa, Chordata, Actinopteri, Carangiformes, Carangidae. The record is from RefSeq and is a predicted model, not a curated record. Bases 130 to 735 code for a protein of 201 amino acids. The transcript is spliced from 7 exons.
ACUUGUUUUGCAACUGUUGUGCGCUUGUUAUUCAAGCAUAUUUUCUGUACGACUAGCCUAUAAACUGUGGUUACAAGAUUUUUUAACUUUAUCGAGCCAGUUUCCACUCGGUGUAAGCGAAGACAGAAAAUGGCCAACGUCGACCUCACUCAGGUUGGAAAGAACUUCGUGAAGAGCGCUGAAACUGGAGAGAGUGUGGAGCUCAGGUCUCUGUGGCAGGACCAGCCUGUGGUCUUGUUCUUCCUGCGCAGGUUUGGCUGUCAGGUGUGCAGGUGGAUGGCAUCAGAGAUCAGCAAACUGGAGCCAGACCUUACAGCCAGUGGUGUAGCGCUGGUGGGCAUUGGACCAGAGGAGGUUGGACUUAAGGAGUUCAAGGAAAGAGGGUUUUUUAAAGGAUCCAUUUAUGUGGAUGAACAAAAGAAAAGCUACAAGGAUUUGGGCUUCAAAAGGUACACAGCCUUAAGUGUGGUUCCUGCUGCUUUGGGGAAGAAAGUACGAGAUAUAACGUCAAAGGCCAGUGCUGAAGGAAUCCAGGGAAACUUCUCAGGAGAUCUAAUGCAGAGCGGAGGCAUGCUGAUUGUAGCAAGAGGUGGAGAAAAGGUUUUACUGCACUUCAUCCAGGACUCACCUGGAGACAACGUUCCUCUGGAGGAUAUUUCCAAGUCUUUGGGUAUCGCAGCCAAAGUAACGUCAGGACAGAGGCCAGUGUGCAAUGACGAUGUUUGUACACGAUGACCACACCUCAUACCUGAACAACACAACAACACUUUGGGAGACUGAAAUGGAGAUUUAACGAGGGGAACGUCAUUAAAUUGUUGAAGUGAACAUAAAACUAUUGCCAAUAUUCCUAAUUGCUUGUAAUUUCUUUGUGACAGUCAUAUAUUAUAUUAUCUAAAGUGAAAGUUGCGGUGACAUUCCACUAUGAUUGUAACCUUUUUAAUUGUAAUGAAUUUCAUUAAUUUUAAACUUAACUUACCUCACACUAACAUACUGAUCACUGAUUAUUAUUAAUUGUUUUUAUAUACUGGAAAUUUAUGAAGUUGCAUUUAUUACACUUAGUUUACAGAAUAAAAUGAUUUCUUUAUGUAUCUAAUUGUAAUAAGUGUAAAACUGAUGUGAUGUUUGCUUUAAAUAUGAAUUAUUAGUUAACUUAAAAUAAAUAAAGCAAGCUUAGUUCUACUAGUUCAUCAUUGCAGGUUGAGUUAAUAUCAUUUUGCAAUUUCAUGCCCUUAUGCAAAUAAAUCUAAGCUCUUAUGUGUAAUUGUUUCCAUAUGUGACAUGAGAGUUUAAAUAAAUGUAAGGAGGGAUCUAACUUUUUGAUAUGACAAAUGAUUAUCCUGCCUAUAUGCAAAAUUAAUUCUUCCAACAGCUCAUCUCCCACUGUCAUCUCUCCUAUUUCUUUACCUGAGGGUUAAAACUGAAAAUCGUUCGAGCAUGAAAAUUUACUCUUGACCUUUUAAAAAUUGUUUUUUUGACAAAAUAGUCCAAACUGAAUGUCUACUUCCCAGCUUUUCCUGCUGCUUUCAACCAUAUCAAAUGGAUGGAGUUUACUCAUUUAUCAUGAUCUGUUGACAUUGGAGCUCAGUGGCUGUUUGGAUUUAAUCAAUACAAUCAAUACUCCUCUUCCUUGUCACCCACUCUGACGGGUGAUGAAGAAACUUUGGAGGCUGCAAAUGCUGAAGUAGCAAAAGUGUAUGAACAAUUUGAUCAUCAUACACUGGUGAAUGAUAGUCACGUGCAGUAAAGCAACUGCUUCUGGUAUUAGAUGCAGGAGGAGUAGAUCAAUGAUACUUGGCUCUGGCUCUUUAGACGACUAUUAAACCUCCAUACAUUUAGGUGUCGUCCAAAACUGGUGCAUAAAUGUAACGAAUCACAACUGAAAGUUAGUCCAGUGAUGAUAUUUUACGAUACUGAUUGCUAAGUAUGAAAGAACUUUAGUGUGCCAAAACCACUGAGAGGCCAUAAGAUACAAUACACUGAAUAUUAGAGAAACUCCAGGGAGCUUGAUGUAAUUGAUGUAAAACAUCAUGAAACAAACUUCUCCAGCCCCCAGCUAAGAGUCUACUUUAAUGGCAUGGCCACUGUAUUUUGUUCAUAUUUGCAGACAGGGUAUGUACAAUACUUAAGAGAAUAAUAAGGCAUUAAAAAUGAAAUGACUGUUUAAAAGUAUAGAAUCAAGUUUAUUGUUUGACUGUUUCAACGACAGCUUUCUCAGUCCAAAACAGCAUCUAAUUUGUCAGCAUGUUCACUAUGAUGUUACGCCAGUCAUUAUAUGUGAUACUUGAUCCACUGACUUUCAGAAAUAACAGAAAACCCUCUAAUGUGAUCUGCAACACUUACACGGUAAAC